This is a messenger RNA of Leptinotarsa decemlineata (Colorado potato beetle), 2545 nucleotides long. RefSeq lists its product as uncharacterized. Lineage: Eukaryota; Metazoa; Arthropoda; Insecta; Coleoptera; Chrysomelidae. The record is from RefSeq and is a predicted model, not a curated record.
CCUGUGACUGAACGAUCAGGUUCCAAAUCAUAGAGCAUAUAUACUUUCUUCUUACUCUCCUAAAAGAAGUGUUUUUCAAAAAUUAUUGAUCAUAAUUUAGUUCUUGAAGAUAGAGAUGGAUACCGAAACGGGUGAAAUGAUAGUGAAAAGGGUGAGCGUUCCGAUUGGCCUAGAAGAAAUGAUGGAAGGUCUGGUGAAAGAAGUACUCUUAAAAAAACCUGAUGAUAUUUAUUUUUUCGCUGCAAAAUAUUUCGCUCGACUUCUGUUGCUUAGAGAUAAGGGUCAAAAUAAAGUGACAACAAUCAGAAGUGCUCAGUCACUAACCGACCAACGGGAAAAAAGACCUCCAACGAAAAUUCCAGUUGUUGGAGUAACGAAACAACUUUCACGCCAAUUCAGCGUGAGGGGUGAGUCUCCUGCGAGAAAUUUCGAUUCCCCAAUAAUAUCCCAGAAACCCAAGAUGUACGAUAGAAACGAAUCGAAGUACAAGAGACGAAAUACCGGCCCUACUACUAUUCCCGAAAACCAUAUAAACACUGCAAUUAGAAAAAAAUAUUCGCGAAGCGUAUCAACAGAGAGAAAGAAAGAAAUAGUAGAUACGAACAGUAACAUACCGAAAAACCCGAUUAGGAAACGAAGCAUUACCAGAAAGGAAAACAAAGAAGUACCCGAUGAAUCCAAUCAAAAUCAUAAUAAAAACAAAAAUGGUGGUAAACAAAAUAACGUUUCGAAAGAACUUCAGCAACACUCCCGCCUGACAAAAAAUAUUCCAAUAACUGGAGUUGCAACUAGAAAGUUUUCAGAAGAAAAGAAAAUCUCUAAGAAAGAUGAAACAGCUGCAGUUACAAAAUCAAUUAUGGAAACAGGACAUGAUAUGAAUGAAUCAAUUCAAGGAAGGAAUGAAAGCUCCCAUGCUGAAACAAAAAUUACUCGACAGUCCACUCAUUCAACACAUGGAAACGUAGACCAUCAGCCUGUGGAAACCAUAACAAGCGGAGAAUCAAUCGGUCAAACAGAUAUUCUGCAUAAUAGCGCGGAAAAAAUUACAGAUAAAGUCAGUACUAAUGAAAACAACAUCGAAGAAACAACUGAAAGUGAUGAAAAUGUUGAGAGGAAGUUCGAUAAUUUACCAGAAAUAGAAGAGAAAAACACAACUGAAAUCAUCGAAGGUGAUUCGAAAACCAAUGACUCAUCUGAAAAAUGUAAAUCUCCUUCAGGCACGUUGGACGACCUAACGAUGGAAAGUGAAAAUGGAGAAAAAGGUUUUGAUGAACAUAGUUGUCCUAUAUCUGAGAAAAUCAAUGAAACUGUGAAAGAUUCAAUGGGUAAUUUAGAAACAGUUGAAGAAGUAAACCACACUCUUGCUGAAUUCAAUGAAGAUAUUGCACAUGAAAGCAAAAAACCAUUAGAAGAUGAUGUUACAGUUGUACGCGAAAAAAGAAAUACAAGUGAUCUUGUGAAUGAUAAAGAAGUAGAUACAGGACUUUCUGAUAGGGAAUUAGAUAAAGAUGGUUUUAACAGAGAUAUGGAACUUCAAGAAAAUACAACCGAGAAACUACUGAAUUUCGAUGAAAGCAAAAUUGAGAACUCUAAUAAAAAAAUUGAACAAGGAGAUGAUUCCGACAAAAUAAUUGAUGAAGAAAGUCAAAUUGAAAAUAUUGUUGAUGAAGGUUCUUCAUUCCAUGAGAUUGCGAGUCCAGUUUCAGAUAAGAAGAUUGAUGAGAAAAAAACAAAUGAUGGAUUGAUUGAUUCAGAAGUGAUGGAAAAUGAAUUAGAUCAUUCGAUGAAAGAUGUGAGUGAUCGAGAAAAAUCAGCGCUCGUUGAAAAAUCAGACGUUUCUGAGAAACUAGAUGAAAGUGAAGUUUCCACCAGAGGAACUAUCGAUUCUGUCUGUGGAAAUGAAGUUAUUGGAGGACUUGGGACUGAUGAAGUGGACGCAGAAAAAAAAGGAAAAAUGGAUGGUGAUAUUACUAUCGAUGGAGAAACAAGUGCGACAAACAAAUCAAAAGAAGAUGUUACUGAUGUUCUUGGGAGAAGCCAAAAAGAUGAGGAUGAUAGCCAUAAUGAUAGCUCAAGAAUCAUUACGGGUGAGAAUCCUAUAGGCGAUAGUGAAAAAGAAGAGAAUGCACAGAGUGAUCAAUUUUCACAAUUUGAGAAAAAUAAAGCUGAAGAAUCUCCAGAAGAAACAAUCGAAAAGAGAGAAGUGACAGGUAAUGCAACGGAUAUUGGAGGAAGAAAUACACAGUUUGAGGUUUCAAAUGAUCCUCUUCUGGAAACUGCGUCUCCAGAAUGUGAAAUAAAUGAGGAAGAUAAACAUGGAAAGAAACAUAACAUUUCAGAUACGAGCACCGGUCAAAAACAGUUGAGCAGUAUGAGCAGUGAUAAAAAUAAAAGUAUUUCUGAAGACGAUUUUACAGAGAAAAAAGAGAUAGUUGAAAACGAUACGAGUAAUGGAUCUGAAACUAUUUUGGAUCCUCAGAAAAUACCAGUCAAAAACGAUGAUGGAAAAAUCGAAAAGUCAAACGGUCUUAUCUCAAUAGAUUAG